This is a messenger RNA of Daphnia pulex (common water flea), 1010 nucleotides long. RefSeq names its product thiol S-methyltransferase METTL7B-like. Gene Ontology annotation, molecular function: S-adenosylmethionine-dependent methyltransferase activity. The record is from RefSeq and is a predicted model, not a curated record. The coding region runs from base 96 to 890 and encodes 264 amino acids. The transcript has 3 exons. NCBI's taxonomy places the organism in Eukaryota, Metazoa, Arthropoda, Branchiopoda, Diplostraca, Daphniidae.
CACGUCAGUCUUUCGUCACUUGUCAUCCGCAACAGUACCCUCCCGACUCCCGAAUAAUCAAAAAUAUUUUAAUUUCAAUUAAUAACGUGAAUAAAAUGUUGGAUCAUUUUUCAGUAAUGUUUUAUUCUGCAACCCAGCAAUCGUGGAUUCAUCAUUUUCUCCUAGCAUCUACUAUAAUAUUUUUAAGCAAUUACUUUCGACAACUGUUCUUUUUUAAAGCGUAUAAUACCUUACUUGGCACUUAUCACGUCACUUGUCGGGACCUGAAACAGCAACAUUUUAGUUCAAUGAAGAAUCAGAAAUCAGCAGUUCCCCGAUUGAGGGAAAAGGGAGGACUGAGGAUCCUGGAAAUUGGUCCAGGUCCCGGUUACAAUUUCGAAUUUUAUCCACCCAAAAGUGAAGUGACGGCCGUCGAAGUCAAUCCAUUUUUCGAGGAGCAAUUCUUCAAGAAACAGGCCGACCAUCCGCACAUCAAAAUGGACCGUUUUGUCGUCGGAUUCGCCGAGGACAUGAAGGACGUGCCGGACAACAGCGUCGACAUCGUCGUCUCCACCAUGGUCCUCUGCUCCGUCCGCAGUGUCGAAGGGGCCCUGAAAGAAAUUCACCGCGUUUUGGUACCGGGUGGAAAAUAUUAUUUUUGGGAGCACAUCAUUGAACAUGAAUACAGAUUGGUCCGGUGGAUUCAGCACAUCGCUUCGCAUCCUUUGUGCAUGUACCAAUUUGUCUUUGCUGGCUGUAAACUCAACCGGAAAAGUGAUGAGAUUAUCCAAAAGAACGACUUGGGAUUCUCGCACAUCGACCAGAAAAGAUUCCGAACCCCCCAGAAGAGUGGACUGCAUGCCAUAUGCAUUUUUCAUAGCUCUCAUGUCAAAGGAAUCGCCACAAAAUAGGAAUCACCUAUAAAAAGAAAGUCCAGCAUUUUUCAUUACAUUAAUAUCCUAAUUAUUUUCUUUGUAAUUAUAAUUGUUGGAUUUAGGCUAGCCUAAAAUAUACUUCACUUUUUCCAUUUA